UCUUUCCCUACAACUAUCACCUCCAAUCCGUCUUGAUGGCUGUUGUGACUGUCUAGGAGCUACUAACUGAUCAUCCGGCUGCUGCCAAGAAAUGUCCCAUACCUGAUCGUGAUCUCCGAAUUGAUUCCUAGCGAUGAGCGAGCGGUUUUGUUGCGUCUCACCGACAUACAAUUCUCCCUGACCUUCGAGGAUGGCGAGUGUCAAUAUCUCGCGCACUUUGGUUUAUAACGAUCUAGUUGACUUAUCCCCCUAAUAAAAGGCUCACUCUGGAGCUAGAGUCAUGACAAAAGGGUGUUAUACCUGCCGUCGUCGCCGCAUCAUCUGCGACAACGGCCUCCCAACCUGUCGAAAAUGUCGAGAUGCGGGGAAGGAAUGCCUGGGGUAUCAGAAGCCUCUUGUCUGGGUGAAAGGAGGUGUGGCCAGCCGGGGCAAGAUGAUGGGUCGCAGCUUUGAUGAAGCGAAGACGGACUCGGAUCACAAUGGCCCCUCAAGCAGCGGCCCGCUGCCGCUUCCCAUGGUUGAUGCUUGCGGUCCAACGAGACCUCACAAGCCCGGAAAUGCUGGUGGUUGCGAGACCUCCAUGGUCCAAACGGUAUCUAGAGCUCAGUCCAACAAUGUCAAUGACUUCGUCUUCACCGAAGAUUACAUUCCCUCGCCAUGGGGCUUGGUUGAUCCCCUGCUUAAAGACCUCAGUCAAUUCUCGCGCAUGUACAUGUUCCACUUUAAUCAGUAUUUAAUAAAUGAUCUCGUGCUAUACCCUAAUAUGGGAAACCCAUACCGUGAACUCCUCGCCUUGGUCGGCGACUCUCCUGUUCUCGCCCACGCCCUCUCUGCCACGGGGGCUUUACACUAUUCACUCAUGGCAAAUGAAGACUUUUCACCAAUGCCUUGGUCAAAUGAUGCGACCCCAAAUGGAAAACAGCUAUCCCCGCAAGAGGUAGAGAAUUUGGCAAUAAACUCCAUGCGCCGGCGUCCAAUAUCCAAAGUGUAUGAGCAUUUCCUCGGGUUCAAGCAGCGCGCUCUCCAUCAGGUUUCCCAAGAUAUCUCGGAUCCAGUGAUGCGAAAUGAUAAUCGGACUCUAGCAGCAAUCAUGCUUCUUUCUUUAAUGGAUGCCAUCGAAUCAGGCGAUGGGGCUUGGAAAUAUCACUUGGAAGGGGCAAAAAAGUUGAUCAAAAGUCGGCAGAAUGACUCUGAUCGCUCUCAAGCACGAGGGAUCAUCGACUGGCUGGAUACAUUUGCUGUUGAUGGGUGUCUUAUCAUCCAGCUUAUGGGCUCUACUCUUGCACGGCCUGGGGUUCUUUCAAAGCCCGUCUACACCUCUUCCAUGGGCCCAGCUGUGCUAGAACGCUUAGAAAAAACAUCCUGGGUCGGCUGUCCAGCUUACCUACUCGAUGUGAUAUUUUUCGUUCAUUCCGGGUGGUGCUGGGGAGACUCCGAUGCCGACUCUGACUCGCAGCCGAGAAUGGUCUUCUCCUCGUCUUUUUUGCCCAAAAACUCCCAUCCUCUCCACUCCCCCGAUGCCCUUCUACAGCACAUCCAAGCUUUUGAUCCAGUUUCCUGGGCCGAAAGCAUGCAAACCUAUCUCUUCCUCCCAGAUACAUCGGUACGAGUCGCGCUAGCAACCGUCUACAAGGCCUCUGUGUAUCUCUACGCCAGUCGAGCACUAUCCCGGCCCCGAACAAGCUUCGUCCUCACCUCAGCCCGUUUCGGUCUACCCGCAGAUCAUGCAUCCGUGGCCGAUAUCCUCAUCCGCCAGAUCGCUCUCAUCCCCGUCGCCGAUCCGCAUUUCAAAUGCCUCAUCUGGCCUACCUUCAUCGCGGGCGCCGAGUGCCGGAAUGCGUCUCAACGUGCCUUCAUCCUAGACCGUCUCAGCACACUCUACUAUGCCGUAGCUAGCGUUAAUGUCCGAAACGCAGCGUGGGUGCUAAGCUUGAUGUGGCGGAAACAAGAUCUCAGGCGAGAGACGAGGCGUAAAGACAGCAUGGGACAAGACGCUCAGUCCCCGUCCCCGUCCCCCACUUCUUCAAACGACGAGCGUAUCAAUGAUUAUGAUGAUGAUUUUGAUUGGAUCCAAGAGCUGGAUGAUUCUCGAGUUGACUGGCUAUUUAUAUAAUAAUGUCCUGUAUCUAUUAAAAUACUUCUAUGAAUAAUGAAUAUGUAAUAAUGACAUACAUCUUUUUCAGGUGUAACCAGGGAAAAGACUGCAUUUUUGCAUUCAAGCUGUUGGAAUCUAUCCAUCAAGCUACUGUAGUUGCAAGCCAGCUCAAAAUCUACAGACUGUAAGG
Messenger RNA from Aspergillus wentii DTO 134E9, 2285 nucleotides. Its product is annotated as Zn(II)2Cys6 transcription factor. The coding region runs from base 281 to 2113 and encodes 610 amino acids. Gene Ontology annotation, biological process: regulation of DNA-templated transcription. The transcript has 3 exons. Lineage: Eukaryota; Fungi; Ascomycota; Eurotiomycetes; Eurotiales; Aspergillaceae. Gene Ontology annotation, molecular function: zinc ion binding; DNA-binding transcription factor activity, RNA polymerase II-specific. The record is from RefSeq and is a predicted model, not a curated record.